UUUUGCAGAAAUAAAAGCGGAUGUUCCGGCAACUCAGUGAAUUAUAUAUAAGUACUCUAAAAGAGGCAAAAGAAAGGUCUCCACCCAACUUUGAUGAUACACCACGUGGUUUGUUACUUGCUCUCAUUAAAGACCGACCGACAAUUUGGAAUUCUAGUGCACGAUUAACAAAAGAUGAUGUUCUAGCUUCAUUUCAACAAUGUUCCGCAAUUUUGUCAAAUAUGGAUCCUGGUUAUUCGAUAUGGGCGGUCAUUGAAAAAUGGUGUUGGGUUGUUGAGAGCUACGUGAGGUGCUCAGUGACGGCUCCUCCAUCAGAAUGGCGUUAUAAUAAUACUCUUGAUUAUUUGAAGCAGUUUGCCACCACGAGUUAUCCGUAUUUAGGAUGCCUUUCAAAGAAACGACGAAAUGAAUUAACGAAGCUAUACAAUGAUCCGGAAAUAAAUGUAGUUAUGCAAAAAACGGAAGAAAUUGAAUUUCCUGUAGGAAUUUUCCGGGACGAAAUGUUGUAUCUUUCUGGAGAAGAUCACUUAAUGCAAUAUGAUUUAGAACUGAGAACUGUUGGACAAGUUGUUAAUGCAAAACGAAGAGGCAGGCCCUCAAAAGUCGAUAAACGAUCUCCAGUUGAUAAUUUCUAUAAUUUAACGCCACAAUCUGCUCAAUUUCAAAAGCUACUGGAGAGCAAUAUGUCAAGUGCAUUCAGCAUUGCUUUUGCCGAAUCUGAAUUGAUUCCCGAUGAUUUAGGAUUUUCACCGGCAAUGUACAUGGCUCUUAUCGAUAUGAUUCAAGAUAAACCAGAAUUAUGGCAAUCAAAUCAUCCUCAAAAGGAUAAUUUACAAGCACAAGAGCAAUUGUUUGAAGAUUUCGGAAAACAAUUGAUUAUAAAGUUCCGAGAUACAGCAGAUAUUAGUGUUCUUGAAAAGUUAACGGGCCCAUACGUUCAUCUUGUUUGGGAACGACUAUUGGAAAAGUUUAAAGAAGAGGAUAGCCUUGAAACAGUAUCGAAAUGGAAAUAUUAUCAGCCUCUUCUAUUUCUAUCGACUCGGUUGAUGCCUGCGUUCCUUCCAGAAAACUUCAUCAAAACUGAAGAACCAUCCAGCUCGGCCGGCUUAUCGGCACGUCUAGCAAUUGCAUCUCCAUCUGGAUCAUCUCAAAGUGAAGAUUCAAGGAUGGCUGCAUCUUCACCAUCAACUGCUUUCAUAGGAAUGCCGACUACAAUCAAUGGAAACAAGUCGAUACAAACUGUGCUUGAUAAUCUAAUUGCUGCCAGAUCCAAAAAAGAAGAUCAUGCUGCUUCAACGACAUCAGUUCUACAAGCUCCAAACUAUAGUGAAUUGAAGCAAAUGUUGGAAAAGAACAAUAUAUUAAAAGUGGACAAUGAAAAUGGGCCACCGUUAAAACGAGUGAAGCAAGAAAUUGAAUCACCUCCAGGAAGUUCUCGAAUGAUCGUGUACAAUGAUACCAGAAAAACCACAAACGCACCAAUAUCAACAUGGGUUCCACCAAGAGAAGAUUUAACAGCAAAAGUAAAGGAUGAAACAGUUCAAUCAGUUCCACAGAGAAAAGCACAAGCAACUGCUGUAAUCAAAAGUGGAUUUCCACUCGAAAAACAUUUGAAAAAAAUGAUUCAGCAAGCCGUUCCCUCGAUGAUCCCAGUAACCAGCUCAUCGAUUCCUCAACGAAAUGGCAUUCUCGGAUUGAAUUCUAUGAUUCUUCCACCGUCGGCUAUUCAACAAGCACUUUUGAAGAAAAUGGAUGUUCCAACAACAACACCAUCAAUGUCUUCAACUUCAUCUUCUCAGGCACAAUCAUCGAUGAAUGGAGUAAUUAAUGGAAAUAACACCGAAGUAGAAGAUAAAUGGACACUGUUGGGCCGAAUGAUUGCAAUGAUGGCUCGUGAAAUAGAGACACGUGAUCCAAUGUCAGCAUGUGAACUAACAAGAGAUCUACAACAAGUCAUAUUCCAAUACAAUAUGAAAACUCUUCGCCCCAAAGAGAAUAAUAGUUCAUCUUCAUCUCAAUAAUUUCAAUUUUUCUCUAAUUUUUUUCAAUCCUCUCCUUACGUGUACAUUGCCACCCGUCUCUCAAUUUUCCCUUUUUCUAUGGGACUUUAAACAUUUUUUGUUCUUGUUUAUAUUAUUAUUAGUUUGACAUUAUCAUUCUUUCCUCAUUUUUCUGCAUUUUCUAAUUAUUUUUCGAUUUUUUGUUCACAUAAAUUAACUGUAUUCAUCGCCGCCUCUUGAACCUGAAAGUAGAGCCAAUUCAUAAAAUUUCAGCUAAUUUCAAAAUGCUCCGCCCCAAUUUCGUUCAGUUUCUUUACAACUGCAUUUGUAGAUUAAGUUAACAACGUCAUCACGUUGAGAAUUCGGACUUACGCAAUGAUACGGUCAUAAAGUUUGGCAUUUCACUGCCUUAUUCGGGGGUGGAAUUCAUUUCGUUUGGCAUCUCAGGAUCAUUCAGGAGGGAGGCUUCUUCCUUAUGAGAAAUGUGAUUGUUUUGGCUGGAAAUGACU
Messenger RNA from Caenorhabditis elegans, 2509 nucleotides. It is a transcript of the gene C06A6.2, whose product is annotated as MADF domain-containing protein. Lineage: Eukaryota; Metazoa; Nematoda; Chromadorea; Rhabditida; Rhabditidae. The transcript has 11 exons. Gene Ontology annotation, cellular component: nucleus. Gene Ontology annotation, biological process: regulation of DNA-templated transcription; DNA-templated transcription. Gene Ontology annotation, molecular function: DNA binding. The record is from RefSeq and is marked reviewed. The coding region runs from base 21 to 2021 and encodes 666 amino acids.